UGGUGGUUUUGUAUAUAAAAGCGAUUUCCUUCUUGGUUCUAGUUAUCAGUUGCCUGCAACACAGCGAGUCGUUAAGACGUUUACAACUAAAUAAUUUACAAACCAAACCCCCCAAAACAAAAACUUUAAACCUAGAAAUGGCUUUCUUCAAAUCCUUGAUCUGCUUGGCUGUCGUUGGUGUAGCCACAGCUGGUGUCUUACAUGGUGCUCACGGUGGUCCUGGCCUGUAUGCUGGUGCUCCAGCUGUCUAUGCUGGUCAUGGCCAUGGCCAUCCCGACGAAGGUUUAGAUUAUCAUGCCUACCCCAAAUAUCACUACAACUACGGUGUUGCCGACUCACAUACCGGUGAUGUGAAAUCCCAACACGAAGUACGUGACGGUGAUGUUGUCAAGGGCUCCUACUCCUUGGUUGAACCUGACGGUUCAGUGCGCACCGUUGAGUACACCGCCGAUGAUCAUAACGGUUUCAAUGCCGUUGUCCACAAGACCGCACCCACUGUCCAUGCUGUUGCCGCCCAUGCUGCCCCAGCUGUGGUACAUGCUGCUCCUGCCGCUCCCGCCUAUCAUGCUGGUCCAGCUGUGUAUGCUCAUGCCGCCCCUGCUGUUGCCCAUCAUGUUGCUGCCGCUCCCGCCGUACCAUAUGCCUCGGUAGCGCAUCACGCUCCCGCCGCCAUUGCUGUCGGUCAUGGUUAUGCUGGUUACGGACACGGUGCUCAUGGUCAUUCUAAAAACGAUUACAUAUUUUGUAAAAGAGUUCAACGACUAAAAAAUAAAUCACAACAAAAAAUGUCCCCCAUCAGCAAAAUCGUUAUCCUUUCUAUGGUGCUAAGUGCUUCCAUGGUUAAUGCACGACCAGGUUAUGCGGUUGAUUAUUAUGAUCAUCCCAAAUAUGCCUUCAAUUAUGGUGUUGCUGAUCACACAACUGGUGAUGUCAAAUCGCAGCAUGAAACGCGUGACGGUGAUGUAGUUAAAGGUCAAUAUUCUCUGGUAGAGCCCGAUGGUUCCAUACGUACCGUCGACUACACUGCCGAUUCGAUAAAUGGUUUCAAUGCUGUUGUAACCAAAUCAGGACCCACCGUUCAUGCCCAGGCUGUUGUGGCCAAGCCAGUGGCUGCGGUAGCUCCAGUGGCCCAUGUGGCCCCAGUUGCGGUUGCUGCCAAGCCUGUGGUGGCCUAUCAACCAGCCUACAAACAUGUGGCCCAAGCGCCCGUGUAUGUGGCACCUGCACCUGCUCCAUAUGAUGCAGGCAUUGACACAUAUCGAAUGUUGAAGCUUUUCCGUCGCCAUGCCAACUAUUUCAAUGGCCAGAGUCUGAAAUUACGACCCGAGGAAGAUCGCCACGAAGAAUACGAUGAUUAUUCGGAAGAUUAUCGGGAUUAUUGAAAAUCCAAUGUCGAUUAUUGGAAUUUUUCAAAACGAUUUGAAAAAAAAAAACGAGAGUG
Messenger RNA from Musca domestica (house fly), 1441 nucleotides. RefSeq lists its product as uncharacterized. NCBI's taxonomy places the organism in Eukaryota, Metazoa, Arthropoda, Insecta, Diptera, Muscidae. Gene Ontology annotation, cellular component: extracellular matrix. The transcript has 8 exons. The record is from RefSeq and is a predicted model, not a curated record. The coding region runs from base 138 to 1382 and encodes 414 amino acids.